Ceratitis capitata (Mediterranean fruit fly) is the source of this 1966-nucleotide messenger RNA. RefSeq names its product tyrosine-protein phosphatase 3. The record is from RefSeq and is a predicted model, not a curated record. Bases 22 to 1134 code for a protein of 370 amino acids. The transcript has a single exon. Lineage: Eukaryota; Metazoa; Arthropoda; Insecta; Diptera; Tephritidae.
AACAACAAACUUCAGCCUAAAAUGGGUACCUUGCAUGUCUGUUUCACUGACGUGCCGCACUACACAAACGCCACUUCAACCUUAGCAGCAUCAACACUGAGCAUUUCAAAUGCCACUGGCAGAGCUUACGCACUGCAUAGCGCCGCUGAAUCCGACUCCAACACCAACGGCACGUCCACAACAAUGACGUUGCAAGCCGAUCUAAACAAGGACACACCACCAUGCAGCCUCUCGCCCGGUGCCAAUUACAGCGGUGCAAACAGUCAAUCGCCAAGUCCACGCUACGACCGCAAUAUGAGCUUCUUUCAGCAACUCAGCCGCCGCUUUGGCCUCUUACGCUCCGGCGAUGACCCAGUUUUCACCAACGCCGAAGACGAUUCGACCGAUUCUUGCUCCUCCAAUACAAGUGCACAGCCCACAAUACAGUGCGCAACCGGCGCAUCAAAUACGUCAUCGUCAAAUGGCGGCAAUGACAGUAAUUGCCAUAACUGUAAUACACAUUUGGAAAUAGGUGCUAAUGUGAAGCAUGGUCACGGCACCAGCAGUGAACAUAUAUCGUGUACCUCCAGCGAGACAAGCAGCACUGCUGACAUUGAGGAGCAGCAAGCUCAUACACCGACAACCAUUGCCAAAUCACCAACAGAAAAGGAGCGACGUAGCAGUGCACGCGCUAGUUUUUCACGACUCCAUCGUCGCUCCACCUCAUCCAUACGACGAGCGUUCGAGAGUUUCACAUUGUCAACACGUUCACUAUCGUGCAGCGGCGCCAACCACACUGUCACAACACAACAACAAUCAAAUGGCAGCAGCAACACGCCCAUCAAAUCGGCACUUAAAUAUAAUUCAAAUGUUGAGUUGAACAGAAAAUCACAGUCGAGCUGUGGUGGCGCUGGGAGUGUUGCUUUUACUGGCUUUACAACGUCAAAAUCGGCAUCUAGCUCACACUUAUCGGCAUCGGCGUCUGCCUUAACUACGUCAUCGACGACAUUAAAAUCCUCGAAAGGCAAAACGAAGCCACCGCCGCAACGUAUACUCCGUCAGCCAGUCUCCUAUACAUAUCUGAAGGGCAUAUCCGGCCUGCCGACGCAACGAGUGCCUCGCAGCGCUGUCUGUUGUCAAUAUGCGAGACGUUGAAGCGGGUUGAAGGGGGCAUAAUAUUCAAUUUACAGCAAAUGUUUUGGCAAACACGUCUGCCUUCGAGAGACGCACGUUGAAUAAGGCGCACAUAAAGUGUUCAUACAUCUUAUAGUAUAAGUACGUCUGAUAUUGGGCUAUGCAUACAUACACAAGCAUACAUGCGUACAAGCGUACUUAUAUUAUAUUAUAUUAAAAGCAUUCGUAAAUGAUAUAAAGUGAUAAGAUUGUUCGACUAGUUGAUUGUUUCGAUUCGAGUGUUCAUUGUUGUUGGUUGGUUCACAUUGAAGUGAUGUAUAAGUAAUUUGCUAUAGAGGGUAUUUUCAAAGUUCAUACAUACUUACUUGCAUACUUAUGGCAACAAUAUUAAGCACACAAUAAUUGAAAGAAAAAAGCGAACUAAUUUUUAAGUACAUACAUAUAGUGUAUACAUAUAUAUAUAUAAGGCGAGCUAUUUAUAAACUUUGCAUUAGAUACUGAAAACACCAAAAUAAAUUUCGCAAAUACAUAUUGUACAUACAUUUGUAUUCAUCCCCAACACCACACACACAAAGCGUAAACUUUUCAUUUGAGUGUAUUCGACUUAACGGCCAUUUUUGAGACACUUAACCAUCUACAUACAAUACAUAUGACCAUAUUGUAUAUUGGAACGUCAUUGCAAGGCAAACAUACGUGUACAAGCAUACAUACAAACGGUAAUUUAUCAUGAUUACAUAUACAUCUUAAUUAAAAUAUUGUUUUAUUUUUCGAUGGCAUAAAAGAAAAAUCUGUGAUAAAUCAUUUCUCAUAUCGGAUGUAAAUUCUGUAUAAAUUGAAUAUUGGAAAAAUUAAU